Molecule: messenger RNA, 900 nt
Organism: Eimeria tenella
Lineage: Eukaryota; Apicomplexa; Conoidasida; Eucoccidiorida; Eimeriidae
Product: DNA polymerase epsilon subunit, putative
Exons: 2
Biological process (GO): translation
Cellular component (GO): ribosome
Molecular function (GO): structural constituent of ribosome
Source: RefSeq, a predicted model, not a curated record
AUGGCGCCCGAUGAUAUUCCUGCUGAUGCCCAAGACCCCUCCGGGCUUUUUGAUGAUGAGGAUACCUGCAUGCAGUUGGAGGAACCGCUGCAGCAGCAGCAGCAGCAGCAGCAGGAGCAGCAGCAGCAAGAGCAGCAGCAGAGCGUUGAGGACUCCCUUUUUUCCGCGUAUUCUUACUCAGCAGCAGCAGCAGCAGAAACAGCAGAGGACCUGGAGGGCCUGUCCUUCUCGCCGUCCCCCGCAACAGCAGCAGCAGCAGCCCCAGCAGCAGCAGCAGCAGCAGCAGACAGCGCGCCGGCGCCGGCUGCGUCGGCGGCGUGCUCCCAGGCGCAGCAGCAGCAGCAGCUGCUGCAGCAAGAGGAGCAGCAGCAGCAGCAGGAAGAAGCCGUGGACCGCAGCGCCGUGCUGCUGCAGUGCGGCAGCUGCGCCUGCCACCUGCUGGUCUUUGAAGAGUUGGAAGAGAGGCAGCUAGCAGCAAGUUUUGAUUUGCUGCACUUGAUAGUGUUAGCAGCAACGCGGCCGCUGCCGCAGUGGCAGCAGCAGCAGCAGCAGCAGCAGGGGCUGCUGCAGCAGCAGCACGGCGAGCUGCUGCAGCCCAUGAUGUACAGCUGGGGCUUCGAGGAGCCCCAGCCCGUGAAGCUCAACUUGUCGCUCCUCAGGUUCACGCUGGACUGCAUGCAGAGCGUGGAAGCAGCAGGCGUUGGGUGCAGCAGGCGAAGCGCCUUCUUGUCUUCUUAUUUGGCCUUUUGUCGUUUGCGGCGGCAGCAAAGAAGAGCAGCAAUGAGGCUAAAAGCAGCAGCAGCAGCAGCAGCAGCAAGCAGCAGCAGCAGCAGCAAGUGCGUUUUCGUGCUGCACGCGUUCAAAGACUUUCCCGGGUUUGCCUUCGACGAAUCCAAAGAG